Messenger RNA from Zeugodacus cucurbitae (melon fly), 1113 nucleotides. RefSeq names its product fibrinogen C domain-containing protein 1-like. The coding region runs from base 61 to 945 and encodes 294 amino acids. The transcript has 3 exons. The record is from RefSeq and is a predicted model, not a curated record. Lineage: Eukaryota; Metazoa; Arthropoda; Insecta; Diptera; Tephritidae.
UAAUCCAUACUUAAAAUUAGUUAGUUUCAAUUCUGCGCUCAAAGAGCAACUCGCGGAAAAAUGUCUCGUUUCAUUAUUAUUAUUUUGGUGAAUUUUGUUUUCAUUUUGCAAAUUAAAAUUGGAUUUUGUCUGAAAAAUGAUACAUGUGCAGUGUGCGAUUGCAGUUGUGAUGUGGAAAUCGAUGUCGUUAAAAAAGUAAUGAAAGGCCUAAAAGAUGUGAAGAAGAGCACGGAUAAGAUCGAACAGCAAUUAACUGCAAAUCGAGCAACAAAUCCAUCGAGUUGUAUGGAAGCUGCAGCAACCAGCUUGAAAAGUGGCGUUUAUAAAAUUAAACUCGAAAAGUUGAAUAUCGCCGACUUAGAGGUAUUUUGUGACGAAGAUGUCGAUUUUGGAGGAUGGUUAGUUAUUCAACGGCGUCAAAGCGGCUCAGUAAGAUUUUAUAGAUGUUGGAAUGACUAUAAGAAGGGAUUUGGCGAUUUAACGGGAAACUAUUGGAUCGGUUUGGAAAAACUUCACGCGCUAACCAGCAGCUGUGAACAAGAGUUGUAUAUUCAAUUACAAAGGCGUAGUGGCGAAAAGUACCAUGCAAAAUAUGCAGAGUUCCUUAUUGGGCCUGAGUCACAGAGCUACACUUUGAAGAAAUUGGGUAAUUAUGGCGGAAAUGCUGGUGAUUCCUUAAGACAACAUUUGGGAAUGAAAUUUUCAACAUAUGAUCGUGAUAAUGAUAAUUUGGAAAACAAUUGUGCAAUGAAAUAUGAAGGCGCUUGGUGGUUUGACGAUUGUUAUUACAGUCACCUAAAUGGGGUCUACAAUGGUGAUUUUUACGGUGUGGCCUGGAAUGCCAUAAAAAAGGAAGAAUCCUUAUCGUUUUCGCAAAUGAUGAUACGACCAACCCAAAAUUGCUGGAGACGAUUGAUGUUGGGCAAUUUAAAUCGAUAUACCUAAAAUAAUUUUAUAUGUUGCGGUGCAUUCUCGUUGCUAAUGCACACUAUACUCUUUAUAUUGAAACUAUCUGGAUUCAAUUGGACUUUAAUAUUCUUAUUUACAAAAUCAAAAACACGUUUUUUUCUUUUCAAAUAAAAAUAUUAUACUUAUAAUGGCCUGAUAAUAAUA